Molecule: messenger RNA, 4523 nt
Organism: Dioscorea cayenensis subsp. rotundata (Guinea yam)
Lineage: Eukaryota; Viridiplantae; Streptophyta; Magnoliopsida; Dioscoreales; Dioscoreaceae
Product: putative multidrug resistance protein
Exons: 7
Coding region: 745-4434 (1229 amino acids)
Biological process (GO): transmembrane transport
Cellular component (GO): membrane
Molecular function (GO): ABC-type transporter activity; ATP binding; ATP hydrolysis activity
Source: RefSeq, a predicted model, not a curated record
AUAUAUUAAAGAAACAUUUGCACGGGAAAUAUGAGGGGAAAAAAACUCUAAUUAUUAAUCAGCGUAAUCUCCAAGAUCUCUCUACUCCGACUCAUAAAAUUAGCUUGCAAAACCUCAAAUUAUUUUAAAAUACAUUAUUAUUAUUAUUAUUAUUAUUAUUAUAACCUUGCAAGCUCGUCUUGUGAGUUGUGACUAGUGCGUAAUCCUGUCUAUUAUUUUCAAUUCAUAUGUAGCCUAACAUUAGUUUCCCAAAAGCAAGUGAAGUGACAAAAUGGCACUCAGUCUAAAACAAAAACAUGUGUCAUCAUCAUCAACCCUUUCCUACUUCCGUUUUUUCCACGGAUUCUCACUAACAUACAUAUCUUGUGAACAAAGUUCCUCAAGUUUUCUUCUUCUCUGUUUUCAAUCACAAUCCAAUACAUAACUCUUCUGUCUUCUUCUUCUUCUUCUUCUUCUUCUUCUUUCUCCUCCUUUUUCAAGUGGAAAAUUCAUAGAAGUUCACUAUGUUAAAGUUGCCCAUACCUUAAUCCAUGCAUUCAUUCAGAGAUACAAGUCUGAGCCAGCAAGCAUCUUGGCAUAAAAAUUCAACCAUUCUUCAUUUAUCUAACAUAUGUACUUUAUUUAGCACGCAUGCCUUUUUCUGUAUCCUCAAUUAUUGACCAAAAUUUAACUCACAAUUAAUGCCCUAUUUUUUGUAACCAUAAGACAUAGCAUAUCACUAUUCAGAAGAAGAAGGAGAAGAAGAUGAAGAGUGGGAAGAGAGGGAAGUCUGGUUCUUCAAUCUCAUCUUUAUGGACAAUACUCAAGCAAGCAGAUGUUUCAGAUAAGUGGUUGAUGGUCAUUGGAUUCAUUGGAGCCACAGUUAAUGGGCUUACAACUCCAAUCAUGCUUCUGAUAACCAGCAAGAUUAUGAACAGUUUGGCUGGUGUUUCUUCUUCAACCCCACUCUUCAUCCAUGAUGUCAACAAGAAUGCUAUUUAUAUGUUGUACAUGGCUUGUGUAUCCUUUGUGGCUUGUUUUUUAGAGGGAUAUUGUUGGACAAGAACUGGAGAACAACAAGUGGUGAGGCUGAGAGCUAGGUAUCUUAAGGCUGUUCUUCGUCAAGAUAUCGAGUAUUUCGACAUGAAGGUUGCAUCAACCACAGAGGUUGUUACUAGUGUUUCCAGUGACAGCAUUGUCAUUCAAGACUUCCUCAGUGAGAAGAUGCCAAAUUUCAUUAUGAAUUGUUCCACAUUUGUUGGUGGAUAUUUGAUUGGUUUCUUCAUGAUGUGGAGAUUGGCUUUGGUUGUUUUCCCAACUGUUGUGCUUCUUAUCAUACCUGGGAUCAUCUAUGGGAGAAUUCUUAUUAGCAUUACUAGGAAGAUCAGAGAACAAUACAACAAAGCCGGGGCAAUUGCCGAGCAGGCAAUUUCCUCUAUUCGAACUGUAUACUCUUUUGUCGGCGAGCAGAGAACGAUAAAAGAGUUUGGCGUUGCACUUGAAGGUUCAUUCAAGCUAGGAGUGAGACAGGGGUUGAUCAAAGGCAUUACAACAGGGAGUAAUGGUGUAACUUUUGCAAUUUGGGCAUUCAUGAUUUGGUAUGGGAGUAAACAAGUCAUGUUUCAUGGAGCUAAAGGAGGAACUAUUUAUGGUGUAGGAGUUGCUAUAAUCACUAGUGGAUUAGCAUUUGGAUCAGCAAUUUCAAAUUUGAGAUACUUCUCAGAGGCAAUCUCAGCUGGGGAAAGAAUACUGGAAGUGAUUGAGAGAGUGCCAAAAAUUGACUCAGAGAGUGAAGAAGGUGAAAUCUUGGAGAGUUUUGUAGGGGAGUUGGAGUUCAAAGAUUUGAAGUUUUCAUAUCCUUCGAGGCCGGAGAGUCUCGUGCUCAAUGAUUUCAACUUGAAAAUUCCGGCUGGGAAGAUUGUAGCAUUGGUAGGAUCAAGCGGGUCGGGGAAGUCGACGGUGAUAGGAUUACUAGAAAGGUUCUAUGAUCCGGAGUUUGGUUCAAUCCACGUUGAUGGAGUGGAUAUCAAGAAGUUGAAACUGAAAUGGUUGAGAUCUCAAAUGGGAUUAGUGAGCCAAGAGCCUGCUCUAUUUGCUACUUCUGUUAAGGAGAACAUACUGUUUGGCAAAGAGGAUGCUUCAAUGGAAGAAGUUGUGGCUGCUGCAAAAAUUGCAAAUGCUCAUGAAUUCAUUUCAAACCUUCCUGAUGGUUAUGACACCCAGGUAGGAGAAAGGGGAGUUCAAAUGUCAGGAGGACAGAAACAAAGGAUUGCUAUAGCAAGAGCAGUGCUAAAAUCUCCAAAGAUUCUUCUGCUUGAUGAGGCCACAAGUGCAUUAGACACUGAAUCAGAGAGGAUAGUUCAGGAAGCACUUGACAUGGCAUCGGUUGGCCGGACUAGCAUUGUUAUUGCUCACCGAUUGUCUACUAUCAGGAAUGCAGAUAUAAUUGCAGUUGCACAAGAUGGGCGUGUCACAGAGACAGGAACUCAUGAUGAACUUAUGCGUGAUGAGUUUGGUCUUUAUUCAUCCCUUGUUCAGCUUCAACAAACCAAAGGAGGAUCAGAUGAAUGCUCAUCCAUUGAUUCAUUAACAGCGGUUAUAUUAUCAGAGGAUCAAUCACUUAAUCAUAAGAUUGAAGAAGGCAUGCCUAAUUCAAGCCUGAAAUCUGAAGAAAAACCAACAAAAGCAUUCCCUGCACCUUCAUUUCAGAGACUACUACUAUUGAAUGAACCAGAGUGGAAACAAGGCACAGUGGGCUGCUUCGGUGCGAUGGCAUUCGGUGCGAUACAACCUCUAUAUGCAUUGGCAAUGGGGAGUAUGAUAUCGGUCUUCUUUCUCAAGAACCAUGAUGAGAUCAAGGCGAAAACAAGGACUCAUUCUUUGCUGUUCAUCUCCUUAUCUUUCUUAUCCUUUUUCAGUAACAUUGCACAGCAUUUUAGUUUUGGUGUGAUGGGGGAGCACCUUACUAAGAGAGUACGGGAGCGAAUACUCUCAAAGAUACUCACAUUUGAGGUUGCUUGGUUCGACAAGGAUGAAAACUCCACAGGGGCAAUCUGCUCUCGUCUCGCCAAAGAUGCUGUUGUGGUAAGAUCAUUGGUAGGAGAUAGGAUGUCGCUGCUAGUUCAAACAGCAACAGCAAUCGUCAUCGCUUGCACGCUUGGGCUGGUCACGGCAUGGAGAUUGGCUUUGGUCAUGAUGACUGUCCAACCUUUGAUCAUUGUUUGCUUCUAUUCUCGCAAAAUGCUUCUCAAGAGCAUGUCAACCAAAGCUGUUAAAGCUCAGUUAGAAAGCAGCAAACUCGCCGCUGAAGCUGUUUCCAAUAUUCGCACUGUCACUGCUUUUUCCGCUCAAGAGAAGAUUCUCCGGUUAUUUGAGCUCACACAAGAAGGUCCUCAAAAAGAAAAUCUACGGCAAUCUUGGAUUGCCGGACUUGUCCUCGGCAUUUCCCAUAGUCUUACCAAAUGUGCAUUUGCUCUCAGUUUUUGGUACGGAGGGAGAUUGGUAUCUCAUCAUCUUUUAACUCCAAAAUCACUCUUUCAAACAUUUCUAAUUCUAGUCGGCACUGGCCGGGUGAUUGCAAAUGCCGGAAGCAUGACUAGUGAUCUUGCUAAAGGUGCCGAAGCAGUCAGUUCAGUGUUCACAAUUCUUGAUCGUCAAACAUGCAUUGAACCAGAUGAUUCCAAAGGUGAUUCCCCAAAGAAGUUAAUUGGGAGAGUUGACAUUGUCGAUGUCGAUUUUGCAUAUCCAUCACGACCAGAUGUCUUGAUCUUCAACAAUUUUUCAUUAAGCAUUGGAGCUGAUAAGUCAACUGCAUUUGUGGGACGCAGUGGAUCUGGCAAGUCAACUAUCAUCGGUCUAAUUGAGAGGUUUUAUGACCCAUUGAUGGGAUCCAUAAUGAUUGAUAAUAAGGACAUAAAGACUUACCAUCUCCGAUGUUUGAGAAGGCACAUUGCAAUGGUAGGUCAAGAACCGGUUUUGUUUGCAGGCACUAUUGAAGAAAAUAUUGCUUAUGGUGUCGAUAAGACUACUGAGGCGGAAAUAGAGUCCGCUGCAAGGGCGGCUAACGCCCACGAAUUUGUUAGCAGUCUAAAAGAUGGAUAUAAAACAUGGUGCGGAGAUAAAGGGAUCCAAUUAUCAGGUGGACAAAGACAACGUAUCGCUAUUGCUCGAGCAAUAUUAAAGAACCCAAGCAUUUUGCUUUUGGAUGAGGCCACAAGCGCAUUAGAUACUCGAUCAGAAAAAGUGGUGCAAGAUGCGUUGGAGAAGGUAAUGAUUGGGAGGACUUGCGUUGUGGUUGCACAUAGACUGAGUACAAUACAAAAUUGUGAUAUCAUUGUUGUUCUUGAGAAGGGAGUGGUUGUUGAGAAAGGUACUCAUGCUGCUCUGCUUGAGAAGGGUCCUUCAGGUUCUUACUUUUCAUUGGUUAGCCUCCAACAACGGAAUUUGAAUGUGUAAUCUUGUUAUUCUAUUGGACAGUUAUGCUGAUUAUGGGGACCACAGUUAUUAUAAAUUUAUAAUGGUGAAUAAAGAAAAUAUUGACAAAA